CAAGACGCCGUUAUUUUAUACCCUCGUACGCGACUAUGAUUACGAAAAUUUUGAAAUGUAAGAUCGGUUAACGAGGGCAGCGGCGUGGCGGCGGACGGCACUGUGUUGCGGCCUUUUCUCCGUCGAGAAUUUGCUCAGGGAACUUUCUGGUCGACCUUUGAAUUUUCUUCUGGAUUUACUUUCACCUCUCAAUUCCGCUUCUCUGCUAAGCACUCAUUAGCUUUUCGAGUUUUCAAGCGAUUAACCCUAAGCCCCUAAAACCCUAACUAGCAAUAAUGGAUGCAUCGCCCCCCGACAAUGCCGUCGACUACUCACCUUCUUCAACCGUUAUCGAAUUCGACCGCCCCGUUCCCUUACUUCGGGGGCCAUUACCGGCGGGUCCCUCCGUCGAGCCGUCGGAUGGACCGUACGUGCUCGCUUUUAGGGAUUCGCGCGCGUGGGCAUCUUCGUUCCUCGCCUGUGAGCGCAAAAUCGUUGAGCAGUGCGAGGAGGGGGCGAGGAUCGGAUGCGCUGUGAGCGCUUCCAGGAACUGUAAGCCUACGUGGUGGAAGGCUCUGGCGGGCCUCACACUUCACGAUCUGAAGGAACGGGAGGAGUGCGAAGUGCGGGAGAUGGCGGAUUGUUUCGCCGUGGCUAAGGAUAAAUGUGCUGGCUUCGCCAGGGAGAAGUGUUUGGUUCCCUUUAGGGAUGCGAGGAUUAGGGUUGCGAAAGGGGUUUUGAGUUCCAAGGGUGUUGGGAAGUUGAUUGGUUGGGGAUCGUUGCCUGUGAGUGGGAGGAACAUUUGGUUGAUGAAUCAAAUGGGUCUGAUUGGUGGUGAUUUGGGAAUGACGAAUUGCAAGGCUAGCGAGUUGCUGGGAUUUGAUGAUUAUGUGCAAUGCAUUUUGGGUGAACAAGAACAAGGCACCGAAAACUAAUUCUGUCCUCUGGUACGGGAGGAAGAGUUUUGAAACCCAGAUACUUGUGUUUAUACUUCUGGGCUCUGGACUAGACAGUUGGUCUGUCAGGUAGACUAAAGUAGUUCCUAUGCAAAGUUUAUUGGUUAAAGAGAAGUUAUAAAAAAUGUCAUCUCAUAGAGCUUAACGAAUCAAAUAUCCAGUGUUCAAGGGUAAUAAAGGUAAUAUUUACAAUUUAUUCAAUGUGAGGUCUACUAAACGGACCAGGCAGAUUAAAGGUUAUAGUUCGAGUCUUCAUAUUUAGGUCAUGUUUGAUUGAGUUUGGAAUCAAGUUUCUUUGUAAGUUUAGUACAUGUUCUUCCUUUAUUAGCUUUACUGGUGUCAUUGGUUGAGAGUUCAGACAUUAUGAGAAGUGUGAUACAUUACAUUUCAGAUUUCUUAAUUAUUGAUGCACCAGUACUUACUGUGGUUUUCCAUUCUCCCUACAUCUGUAUGGUAAUUUAAUUCAGAAGUUAAACAAAUUGUGUUUCCUUUUAGCCAAUAAAGAAUAGCUCAAGUAACAGAGGAGAAAUGGGUUUGGGUUAGAAGUCAUCGGUAUAUUCUUGAAUGUAAACCAAUGAUGCUUCCUGUUAUGGGAAGGGAGCUAGUGAUAAGAACUUGGGCAUUAGGGUGCCUAAGUCAUAAAUUGUGUAGUAUAAGAUGCUUGGUGGAGUAUCUAAGUGUUUGGUUUUUCCCCUUAAUAUUUAGCUUUGGAGGGUGGGUUCCCCUAAUGCUUGGGUACUUGUCAUUUGGUGUCGGUGCUGAUUGUUGAUGUCUUGGAAAUGGCUACCCAUGAAGGGUUCUAACCAACGAGGGAGUUGAGUGAAGUGUUGUAGAGUGAAACCUGUAGAGGUUGACUCUUAUGAUGGUGCUAGGAUAGAAACUUUGCAUUAUGGGAUGCCCAAGGCCUACAUUGAGUAGUGUGAAAUGCUCAAACGAAACGAGUAUUUAAGUGUUUGGUUCUCACUCCUUAAUAGCUAGCUUUUUACACGAUGGGUUCACUUGGAUAGAUGUCUUCUUUUACCUUGGAUUUUAUGGGCCAAACUUCUUUUGUCUGUCUGGCACGCUACUGUAGAAGGCAAGAAUAAAGUUUAAAGAUUUCGCAAUAGUGAAGUGUUGUAGAGUGAAAGCUGUAGAGGUGUUUAACUUAGAGUGGUGCUGUGAUCGGAACUCGGGUACCCACAUUGAAUAUGAGAUGCUUGAUGUACUUAAGUGUUGGUUCUCCCUCUCAAUAGUUAGGUUUUGAGUGUGAGUUCCCCAAUUACUUGGGUACUUUUCAGCUGGUGAUAGAUGUCUCGAAGUCUUCUUUUAACCUGGAGUUUAUGGGCCAAAUUUCUUUUUCCUGUCUUUGCGUACUACUGUAGAAGGCAAGAAUAAAGUUUAAAGGUUUAGCAAUCACUUGCCAAACGUGAAUGUUGGAAAUUUGGAUAUGCUUAGGGGCUCUGGGACCUAUUUCUAUCGACUGUUCUCCAUAAGCGCAUCUCAACUCUCUUGUUGCAAUUUUAAAAUGGGGCAUUUCAAAUUGUUAUUUUCCAAUAUCCUUUACAUUAUGGAGCCUUUGGUUUGUGAAGUAUUUUAUCAUAUUAGGGAAUUCAUAUGUGAGAAUGUUUUAUUCACAUUUUCGGUAGAACAAGAUAGAUUUGCUUGUAAAAAUUUUCUGAGAAUGAUUUAUUAAAUUACACACGGACUAUAUUGGAAUUUUCAUAUUGUAACUUAUUCCUUCCCUUUAUCUUAGCUCAAACAAGAGGACAUACUAGAGUUCCCCUCCUUUAUCCACUUAAGCAUCCAAACAAUAGAAAGUAACUCUUACCCCAAAAAACUUUCAAACAAAAAUAUCUUGAUAUUUUGUAUAUUUUUUUUUCCGAGUCAUCAAAUUAAGAUUUUGUCAAGUUUUGCUUAUUGAUGAUGAUUGUUGAGAUUAUGUACAGUUGUUUGUUGAGGCAACCAAAGAGGCCAUUAAACAAAUUAUUUUCGGAUUUUCCUCUUGGAUUGGUCCUUAAGAUUGUAGUUUUAGCCUUAGAUAAGAAUUGCCUAAAGGUACCUGUUGCCAUAUCUGCGACGGUGAAAUUACACCUCCCCGCUUUCCAAUGAACAAAUCCGGGGCCUCAUAAUAGGUUUUCCUUUUGUUUUCUCCCAUUCUUCCUUCCCUUUCUUUCUUUUUCUCUGCUUACUCUUCAUUUCUACGGAUGUGCCUCGUCUCUUUUCUCUUCUUAUUGUCAGUGAGGCUAUUAUUGUUCUUCUUAUUGCUCUAUUUUUUCAAAAUUUCAGAAUUCAGUUCUGUUUUUCUGAACGUUCCAUACAGAGUUUCAGAACCAUGUUCUUUUAUUAAACCACCUACAACGUUGUACCUAAUUCUUUUCACUCAUAGGACAGUGUCAAGCACAAAAAAUCAAAUUAUU
This is a messenger RNA of Vigna radiata var. radiata (mung bean), 3331 nucleotides long. RefSeq lists its product as uncharacterized. Gene Ontology annotation, cellular component: plastid. The record is from RefSeq and is a predicted model, not a curated record. The transcript has 3 exons. The coding region runs from base 276 to 914 and encodes 212 amino acids. NCBI's taxonomy places the organism in Eukaryota, Viridiplantae, Streptophyta, Magnoliopsida, Fabales, Fabaceae.